CAUCCAGCAGGGGAGGGGUUAGAGCUGGAGGUGCUGAGCUGGAGGGGCGGCGGUGUCUGGAGUGAGCGAGGCUGAACUACGCGGAUAGACAGUCCGAGGUCUUUGGGCUACAGAAACUCAGCCUGUGAGGCCCGCCUUGUCCAGGCCCUGGCCCCUCCCAGUUCCCCUAGUUCCCCCAGCGACAGCUGCUUCCUGGACCCAUCGCAACCAUGGCUGAAGAGCAACCGCAGGUCGAAUUGUUUGUGAAGGCUGGCAGUGAUGGGGCAAAGAUUGGGAACUGCCCCUUCUCUCAGAGACUGUUCAUGGUGCUCUGGCUCAAGGGAGUCACCUUCAAUGUCACCACUGUUGACACCAAAAGGCGAACUGAGACGGUACAGAAGUUGUGCCCUGGAGGGCAGCUCCCAUUCCUGCUGUACAGCAAUGAAGUACACACAGAUACCAACAAGAUUGAGGAAUUUCUGGAGGCAGUGCUAUGCCCACCCAGGUACCCCAAGCUGGCAGCUCUGAACCCUGAAUCCAACACAGCUGGACUGGAUAUAUUUGCCAAAUUUUCUGCCUACAUCAAGAAUUCAAACCCAGCACUCAAUGAUAAUCUGGAGAAGGGACUUCUGAAAGCCUUGAAGAUUUUAGAUAAUUACUUGACAUCCCCUCUCCCAGAUGAAGUGGAUGAGACCAGUGCUGAGGAUGAGGGCAUCUCUCAGAGAAAGUUUCUGGAUGGCAAUGAGCUCACUUUAGCUGACUGCAACCUGUUGCCAAAACUUCACAUAGUCCAGGUGGUAUGUAAAAAGUACAGGGGAUUCUCCAUCCCAGAGGCCUUCCGCGGAGUGCAUAGGUACUUGCGCAAUGCCUAUGCUAGAGAAGAGUUUGCCUCCACCUGUCCAGAUGAUGAGGAAAUUGAGCUGGCCUAUGAGCAAGUGGCGAAAGCCCUCAAAUAAGCUCUCCCUGGAGCUCCAUGCCCCCUCUGUUUUCUCCACAAAGGCCUUUGGGGAUUUCCACACACACCAGCUACUCAAUGGACACACUUCAGAAUGACGGGUGGGCUGAGAAUCCUGGAGCACUUCUGCAAGGCUGGUCGCCAGGGAUUAGGAGAAAGGAUGGGGUUCUGGGUGAGAUUUUUAUUGUGGGGUGGGAGGGUAGGACAGUGUAUUUCAGUAAUAAAAUAUAGAAGGAAAAUCUA
Molecule: messenger RNA, 1177 nt
Organism: Erinaceus europaeus (western European hedgehog)
Lineage: Eukaryota; Metazoa; Chordata; Mammalia; Eulipotyphla; Erinaceidae
Gene: CLIC1
Product: chloride intracellular channel 1
Exons: 6
Coding region: 210-935 (241 amino acids)
Source: RefSeq, a predicted model, not a curated record